Molecule: messenger RNA, 525 nt
Organism: Penicillium paradoxum
Lineage: Eukaryota; Fungi; Ascomycota; Eurotiomycetes; Eurotiales; Aspergillaceae
Exons: 3
Coding region: 1-525 (174 amino acids)
Source: RefSeq, a predicted model, not a curated record
AUGCGUGGGUUUUCGCUGUACGGUAUCCUAGCCGUUGUUGGUCUCUCAAUGGCGGCAUCCCCGACUGUCUACCUGAUUCGCCAUGGAGAGAAACCCGAUGAUGGCGGGACGGGGCUGAAUACACAAGGGCUUGCGCGGGCGCAGUGUCUUCGGUCCGUGUUCGGCAAGGGGUCUGAGUAUAACAUCGGACAUGUCAUGGCGCAAACGCCGAAGAGCAAUGGGAAACGAGCUCGUCCCCGCGAUACCGUUCAGCCCCUGGCGACAGACCUCGGUCUCAGUGUUGAUAUUUCGUGCGAUCGGGAUGAUCCGGAUUGUGUCAAGGAGGCGGUUCAGGGAUACGACGGUGAAGGGAAUAUACUCAUCUGCUGGCAACACGGUGCACUCACAGAUAUUGUGGAGACACUGGGUGAUGAGGAUGCGCCUUCGUACCCGGAUGAUGACUACGAUAUUAUCUGGACCUUGCCCUCACCGUACUCUAAUAUCACCGCACAGACGAGCGAGAAUUGUCCCGGCUUGGAUAUUUAA